This is a messenger RNA of Ochlerotatus camptorhynchus, 2575 nucleotides long. RefSeq names its product calpain-B-like. Gene Ontology annotation, biological process: proteolysis. The record is from RefSeq and is a predicted model, not a curated record. NCBI's taxonomy places the organism in Eukaryota, Metazoa, Arthropoda, Insecta, Diptera, Culicidae. Gene Ontology annotation, cellular component: cytoplasm. Gene Ontology annotation, molecular function: calcium-dependent cysteine-type endopeptidase activity; calcium ion binding. The transcript is spliced from 5 exons. The coding region runs from base 234 to 2492 and encodes 752 amino acids.
GGUUGACACCGUUGUCGUCCCGGGCUGAAUCAACCCUGCUAAGCUUCCAUCAUUCACCAGUUUAGUAGAAAGUGCAAUCGAAGACGUGGCAAAACUUUAAAACCCGAUAGUGGACCUCGCUGUCUGCUGAAUGUUCCGAAGUUCACCGCUCUAGUGCAAGGAAAGGCCACUACAAUGGAAUAAAAGGUUAAUUCAAUAUGGCUACCAUAGCCUAGGGCGAACAAGCUGCGACUAUGAAUAAAGUUAUCAGAGCAAGCAUAGAUGGAUCCGAUGACGGAUCGACAACGUCCAGCAGGAGAUCGUCCCGAUUCUUGGCGGUGGAUUUCACGCGUGAUGAGAUCGCCCACAAAACGUUCAACGUCCACCAGAACCCUCCGGCCCAGGACUUUUACCACCUGAAGCAACGGUGCCUCGCAGAAGGAUCACUCUUCGAGGACCCUGACUUUAAACCGGAUCACGGCUCUCUGACCAAACGGCAAUCCAAUCCGGACCGCACGAUCGAGUGGCUUCGCCCACGGGAGAUUUCUCGCAAGCCAAAGUUCUUCGUCGAUGGAGCUUCCCGUUUCGACGUUCGACAGGGCAAUCUCAACGACUGCUGGCUUCUGACAGCCACAGCCAAUCUGACCGCGAACGAACGAUUGUUUCGGAAAACGGUUCCCCUGGAUAAUUCCUUCGAAGAUGAACAGUAUGCCGGAAUAUUUCACUUUCGAUUCUGGCAGUUCGGUCAAUGGGUGGACGUGGUGAUCGAUGACCGGUUGCCCACAAGGGAUCGAGAAUUGAUAUUUAUGAAGUCUAGUCAGAAGAACGAGUUUUGGAGUGCAUUGCUGGAGAAGGCCUAUGCCAAGUUGCAUGGGUCGUAUGAAGCACUGAACAGCGGUACGGCCCGGGAAGCAAUGCAGGACUUUACCGGUGGAAUAACCGAGUCGUAUCGGUUGCGAGGCCAAGCAUCUCCACCGGAUAAUUUGUUCGAGAUUAUUGAUACGGGGUUUUCGAGGGGUUCAAUGUUUGCCUGUAACAUUUUGCCGGACCCUAAAGUUCCAGAAGCUCAUACGCCACAGGGUCUUCUUAAGGGUCAUUCGUAUUCGGUUACAAAGACUCAUAUUCUUGAAGGUAAGAAAUUGAUUCGUCUCCGUAACCCAUGGGGAGAUGGCAUUGAAUGGAACGGAGCUUGGAGUGAUCGCUCCAAGGAGUGGCAAGCGAUACUAAAAACUCAACGAAAACAGAUCGGGCUGACAAUCGAUAAUGAUGGUGAGUUUUGGAUGGACUUCAAGGACUUUUUGCGCUACUUUGACCGAGUGGAGAUCUGCAACUUGUCACCUGACCCACAGGAUGAAUUUGAAGCAAACCAGCGAGGCUGGCAAGUGUCUACGAUCGAUGGCGAAUGGGUCAAAGGAUCUACCUCUGGUGGAUGCAUCGAUUAUUUGGAAUCCUUCUGGACGAACCCUCAGUACGUCGUUCAUCUGGAUCAGCCUGAUAAGGAUGAUCGGUCCGGUAUGUGCACUGUGGUGAUCGCUCUGAUGCAAAAGUUUCGUAGAGCAGCAGAUCUACCCAGUUUGACCAUUGGGUUCGUCGUCUAUCGAGUCACCGAGGAACAUCUACGCAACAAACCUGUUCCGAUGAAGUUCUUCAAAAAGAAUGACUACCGAAUUGUCGCCCGUUCGAUUUUCAUCAAUUCCCGCGAGGUUAGUUGCAGAUUGAGGCUCAACCCAGGGAUCUACUUGGUCGUGCCGUCGACGUUACACCAAAACGAAGAAGGUGAAUUUUUGAUACGGAUCUUCUCCGAGCUGCGCAACUGUUUGCAGGAAAACGAUUGUACCGUCUGCUUUGGAACGAUGGAUGAUAGAGUUUCCGGACCUCUUCAGGAGAAUGACGAUUGGCCACAUAUGGUGCGGCAGUUCUACGAAUUGGCUGAUCGGAAGAAGACAAUUGACUUUAUUGCUUUGAGUGCCAUCUUGAACCGAUUCUUUUUCGCUCCUCCUCCAAAGUCAAAGAAACGUUUGAACAUUUGGAUAAGAAUAUGCUUCCAACUGCAGGAGAUCUUUCUCUGUGGUUGGAUUCCUUGCAAACAUUCACAAAAACGACCUCCUAGAGAAACUACGAAAGCUGUCGAUCGUAGCUUGGUUCAGAAAAUUUCCCAGCAACUGAUCUCCCGUGUUAAUGUGCACAAAUCUAGUCAACUGCAGUACGAACAAUUUCGGACGAUCAUCCGGGACGUUCAACAGUGGCAGGCAGUGUUUCAGUUGUACGAUCUGGAUCGAAGUGGUCAUCUAGAUCGGAAGGAACUGAAGAAGGCACUCAACUCUUCCGGAUUCAACGUCAACAACCGGGUGCUGAACGAGCUGCUGAAACGAUCCAGGGAAAACGGAGUCGAUGGGAUGGAACUGGUGGAUUUUGUGCAUUGCGCUGUGGAAAGCCGGAAUACGAUCGAAAAGUUGCAGCAAAACAUGGCUAACGAUGCAGGACGAAUAUUUUCCGAGACAAAAGCUGCCUAGGCGUAUCUCCACUGCAGUAGUUUUAUUUCUAUGCAAAGUAUAUGUGCCACAAAUAUUCCGCAUUAAAUGUGCUUUAGCUGUAA